This is a messenger RNA of Alligator sinensis (Chinese alligator), 966 nucleotides long. RefSeq names its product olfactory receptor 1020-like. Gene Ontology annotation, cellular component: membrane. Gene Ontology annotation, biological process: G protein-coupled receptor signaling pathway. Bases 1 to 966 code for a protein of 321 amino acids. NCBI's taxonomy places the organism in Eukaryota, Metazoa, Chordata, Crocodylia, Alligatoridae. Gene Ontology annotation, molecular function: olfactory receptor activity; G protein-coupled receptor activity. The transcript has a single exon. The record is from RefSeq and is a predicted model, not a curated record.
AUGGCAAACCUAGAAUGGGGGAACAAAACAGCCAUCACAGAAUUCAUCCUCCUGGGAUUUGGGGAGCUCCCUGAACUAAGGUUUCUUCUCUUCCUGCUCUUUCUAGUGAUCUUUGUUAUGACAAUGGUUGGGAACAUCCUCAUCAUUGUACUAGUUGUGAUUGAUCAGCACCUUCACACCCCCAUGUACUUCUUCCUUGUCAGUUUAUCCUGCUUGGAAACUUGUAACAGCUCAAACAUACUUCCAAGAUUGCUAGCCAGCUUCCUGACUGGGGACAGGGCAGUGACUUUUACUGAUUGCUUAACACAGUAUUAUUUCUUUGGCUGCCUUGCGGCUACAGAAUGCUACCUCCUAGCAGCAAUGUCUUAUGAUAGGUACAUAGCAAUAUGCAAACCCCUGCAUUAUGCAACUAUUAUGAGUACCAGCCUUUGUCUCCAGCUCAGUGCUGGAGUUUGGAUAAGUGGCUUUCUGACAAAUACAAUAUUAACUGGUCUGAUCGUAAAUUUAGUCUUCUGUGGCCCCAAAGAAAUUGACCAUUUUUUCUGUGAUGCCUUCCCUUUGAUGAAACUCUCCUGCAGUGAUACUCAUCUAGCAGGGCUUGCAACUUCCACUGUUGCUUUUGUAUGUUCCCUGCCUCCAUUUCUGUUGACCCUGACAUCCUACAUUUGUAUCAUUAUCACCAUACUAAGAAUCCCCUCUACCAGAGGGAAGAAAAAGGCAUUUUCCACUUGCUCUUCUCACCUUAUUGUGGUGACAGUUUUCUACUGGUCAAUACUCACUGUGUAUGUGCUUCCAUACAAUGACAAACUGAAAGAUAUGAGCAAAGUGUUCUCUGUCUUUUUCACAGUUUUGACACCUAUGAUCAAUCCCCACAUCUACAGCCUGAGAAACAAAGAAGUCAAAAAAGCCUUGAGACAAAUUGUAAAUUUGAAGAGGAGGGAAUUGAUCCAGAUUACUCUGCGGUAA